This is a messenger RNA of Aphanomyces astaci, 1848 nucleotides long. RefSeq lists its product as hypothetical. Lineage: Eukaryota; Oomycota; Saprolegniomycetes; Saprolegniales; Verrucalvaceae. The transcript has 2 exons. Bases 1 to 1848 code for a protein of 615 amino acids. The record is from RefSeq and is a predicted model, not a curated record. Gene Ontology annotation, molecular function: cysteine-type endopeptidase activity. Gene Ontology annotation, cellular component: lysosome.
AUGAAGGUAACAGCAUUUGCCUUUGCGUCGGUCGCAGCCACGAAGCAGUCCAUUCUGACCUUGACGGCCGAAGAAAAGGAUGUCUUGGGUGCCGAAUUGGCCAAGUGGGAAGAAGAUUUCGGUACCCAAGCCCUUGCACGUGGCCUCCUCCCCCACACCGUCAGAAUGGAAAGCAGGCGCUCGGAGGUGGACAUCCACGACGAGAAGCUGCAGCGCCUCAUGGACACCAAGUUCCAAGCCGACCUGGCUCAGAUUCAAAACCCCAACGCUACCUUCGACUGGAACAAUCAGUUUGCCCUCCUCAACGAAGACGAGUUCAAGGCGUUCGCGUCCACGUCGUUGAACCAAGAAGGCCACGUACACAGCCAAAUCGACAACGCCGAGCAAGAGGUUACUGUCAGUUCCACCAGGGCCUCCUCCGUGGACUGGACGUCUCGAUGCAACCCCCCGGUGCGCAACCAAGGGAUGUGCGGGUCGUGCUGGGCCCACGCGGCGGUGGGAGCAGCCGAGGCCGCCCACUGCAUCGCCACAGGCCAGUUGCUGAGCUUGUCGGUGCAAGAAGUAACGAGUUGCUCGACCGAAGGCGGAAGCGCUGGCUGCAACAGGGGCUCCCCCACCCACGCCAUUACGUACGUGGCGAAGCAGGGUUUGUGCUUGGACAGUGCGUGGACUUACACUGGCCAAACCGGAUCGUGUGGUCGCCAAUGCGAAAAGCAGAAGCUGUCCAUCGGCGCCAUGGUCCAAGUGUCGGGUGAAAGCGCGCUAGUGUCCGCUCUGAACAGCCAACCAGUGACAGCGAUCGUGGAAUCUGCCAACAACGUGUGGAAGAACUACAAGGGCGGGUUGGUGAGCCAAUGCCCUGGCGCCCACUCGGAGCAUGUCGUGAUUGUCGUGGGGUACGACAACGAGUCGUUCAAGAUCAAGAACUCGUGGGGAACCAACUGGGGCGAAGAAGGCUACAUACGUCUGCGUCGCGGCGGGGGUGGCAAAGGCAUGUGCAACAUCGCAGAUAGGAUAGCGUUUCCCAAACUAAGCGGCGGCCCCCAUCCACCCUCCCCUUCCCAACCCUCCCCGUCCAAGCCGAGUUCCCAUCCCUCCCCGUCCAUGUCGCCUUCCGAACCCUUCUCGCCUAUGUCGCCUUCCCAACCCUUCUCGCCUUCCCAGCCCUCCCCGUCCAUGUCGCCUUCCGAACCCUUCUCGCCUAUGUCGCCUUCCCAACCCUUCUCGCCUUCCCAGCCCUUCCCGUCCAUGUCGCCUUCCCAACCCUUCUCGCCAUCCGAACCCUUAUCGCCCAUGUCGCCUUCCCAACCCUUCUCGCCCAUGUCGCCUUCCCAAUCCUUCCCGUCCAUGUCGCCUUCCCAACCCUUCUCGCCUUCCGAACCCUUCUCGCCCAUGUCGCCUUCCCAACCCUUCUCGCCCAUGUCGCCUUCCCAAUCCUUCCCGUCCAUGUCGCCUUCCCAACCCUUCUCGCCUUCCGAACCCAUGUCGCCUUCCCAACCCUUCCCGUUGAUGCCGAGUUUCCCAUCCUCCCGCGAUGAUGUUGACUUUCGAACCCUUCCGUCCAUAUCGACUUCAAUACAUUCCCCAUCCAUGUCGACUUCAAUACAUUCCCCGUCCAUGUCGACGUCCAAACAUUCCCCGUCCAAGUCGACUUCUAAAACCUUCCCGUCCAUGGCGCCUUCCGAACACAUGUCGACUGUCGAACCCAUGACGUCCAUGUCCAAGCGUGGAUGCUCCGGCUGCAACGCGUGCUACUGCCCCGGUGAGAACUCGUGCUUGCGUGGCUUUAGUCAACAAGAGUGCAAUGACUAUAGUGCCAACUACGACACCAUGUGGUGCGCCAACUAG